AUGACACAACCGCAGCAGCUGCAGGGCUCCCUCGUCUGGUCGCCGCCGGCCGGCGAGUCCAACUCGAUGGACGACUUCCGCGCCGUCGUCAACCAGCGCUACAACCUCGACCUGCAAGACUACCACCAACUAUGGCGAUGGAGCUGCGACCACCUCGACCAGUUCUGGAGCGCCGUCUGGGAUCACACGGGCAUCGUCGCCUCGCAGCGCGCCGACAGGGCCAUCGACGACGAUGCGCCCAUCUACCCUCCGCCAAAGUGGUUCCCCGGCGCCAGGCUCAACUUUGCAGAGAACCUGCUGCGCUUCCGCCACUCGCAGCGCGUCGCCGUCGUCCAGUCGACCGAGGUCGACACGGUCACGGGCAAGCUCGACGAGCGCUCCAUCACCUACGCCCAGCUCAACACGGCCGUCGCACGCGCCGCCCGCGCGCUGCGGGCCCGCGGCGUCGCGGUCAAUGACUGCGUCGCCUCGUACUCGGCCAACAACAUCGAGAACCUCGUCGCCUUUCUCGCCGCUAGCUCCAUUGGCGCCGUGUGGACCAGCGCUGCCGCCGACUUCGGGCCAGAGGGGGUCCUCGAGCGGCUGCGCACCGUCCGGCCCAAGGUCAUUUUCAGCGUCAACGCCGUGCGCUACAACGGCAAGGUCCACGACCACGUCGCCAAGCUGCGCGCCGUCGUCGAGGGGCUCGAAGAGGGCCGCUCGCCGGACGAGCAGCGCCUCGAGGGCGUCAUCGUGGUGCCGUACGUUGCCGACGCGGCGCUCCCCGAGGCCGCCGAGGGCUGGGCCACCUGGGACGCCUUCCUGGCCGAGGGCGAGGGCGACGACUCGAUCGCGUUUGAGCAGCUCGAUUUCAACCACCCGCUCUGGAUCCUCUUUUCCUCGGGCACGACGGGCAAGCCCAAGGCCAUCACCCACCGCGCUGGCGGGAUGCUCAUCCAGCUCGCCAAGGAGCACCUCAUCCACGGCGGCCUGCGCGAGACCGACGUCUUUUUCCAGCACACGACGACCGGCUGGAUGAUGUGGAAUUUCCUGAUCGCCGGGCUCGUCUCGGGCUGCACCAUCGUCCUCUACGACGGGUCACCCCUGAAGCCCGCCAGCGUGCUGUGGGACCUGGCGGAAAAGCACGGCGUCACCACGUUUGGCACCUCGGCCGCCUACCUGGGCGCGCUGGAGAAGAGCGGUUACGUGCCCCGCGAGCACCACCAGCUCAAGGUCCGACAGAUCCUCUCGACGGGCUCCCCCCUCCGCGCCGAGCUCUACCCGUUCAUCCUGGAAAAGAUCGGCGCAGACAUCCUCAUCGGCUCCGUGACGGGCGGCACCGACCUGUGCUCGCUGUUUGCAGGCCACAACGUGGCGCUCCCGGUGCGGGCGGGCGAGAUUCAGGCGCGCAACCUCGGCCUCGACAUGGACGUGUUUGACGACGCGGGCGAGCCGGUGCCCGUCGGGCGCGAGGGCGACCUGGUCUGCAAGCGGCCCUUCCCAGCGCAGCCGCUCGGCUUCUGGAAGCAGCCCGAGUCCAAGUACUUUGACAGCUACUACGCCCAGUUCCCCGGCGUGUGGUACCACGGCGAUUUCGUUUCGCUCUCGGAGCACGGCGGCCUCGUCAUGCUCGGCCGGUCGGACGGCAUCCUCAACCCCGGCGGCAUCCGCUUUGGCUCGAGCGAGAUCUACGAGCUGCUGGAAGCGGCCGAAUCGCAGGACGUGACGUCGUGCAUCGCCGACUCGCUUGUCGUGGCGCUCAAGACGGCCAAGGGCGACGACGAGGUCGUGGUCCUCUUCCUCGUCCUCCAGCCCGGCUGCCCCGCCGACGCCUCGCCCGACGAGUUUGCCAAGCUCGUUAAGCAGCUCGUCGGCCUGAUCCGCGCCAAGCGGAGCGCGAGGCACUGUCCCAAGUUUGUGCGCAAGGUCACGGGCUGCCCCAAGACGUUGAACGGCAAGAGGAUCGAGGUGCCCGUAAAGAAACUCAUCAACGGUGCCCCACUCUCGACCAUCAACCUCGCAACGCUGGCCAACCCAGAGGUGCUGCCAGAGUACAUCGCAAUAGGCGAGGAGCUGCGCGAGGAGAUGAAGCGGCAUUGA
This is a messenger RNA of Pseudozyma flocculosa PF-1, 2079 nucleotides long. RefSeq lists its product as uncharacterized. Gene Ontology annotation, molecular function: acetoacetate-CoA ligase activity. The coding region runs from base 1 to 2079 and encodes 692 amino acids. Gene Ontology annotation, cellular component: cytosol. The transcript is spliced from 4 exons. Lineage: Eukaryota; Fungi; Basidiomycota; Ustilaginomycetes; Ustilaginales; Ustilaginaceae. Gene Ontology annotation, biological process: lipid metabolic process. The record is from RefSeq and is a predicted model, not a curated record.